Molecule: messenger RNA, 966 nt
Organism: Echinococcus granulosus
Lineage: Eukaryota; Metazoa; Platyhelminthes; Cestoda; Cyclophyllidea; Taeniidae
Exons: 4
Coding region: 1-966 (321 amino acids)
Source: RefSeq, a predicted model, not a curated record
AUGCUUGUUUUCUUCUCUCUGGCUGUAAGCCUCCCCUGUGAUCCUUCCACCCUGCCCAGAGGCGUACGAAUUUCACAAAACGGACCGGUGCUUAAGCUCACCUGCGACUCUGGCCUCCAACCCCUCGAGAUGGCCCACUUCACUUCGUCAGCCGGCCUCCUCCUCCCGAUCCCCUCUAAGCGGAAAUUUGCGCGCUACGUUUGCGUAAACGGUGCCUCCUACCAGCGUAUCAAUUCGCAGGGCAUUGAACGCUCCUUCUUCUUUUGCACGGAUGGCCAGAGCAACCUCUGCGAUCCCCUCGAGAACUCAGCAGAGCACGGCCACCUGCAGGUGGAGGGGACAGUGGCCAUAUGGAGAUCGGUGACUGGCUCUCAGCGGAGUGUUCUCUACUGUGCCCACGGAGUCUGGCACCGUCUCGGUGGCGGUCCACUUCCCUACGGUGUGACAGUCAAGUCUCAACAAAAAGAAAAGUUUUUAAGCACUCCAGGCACAACUGCGUCAACAACAGCAGGCGCUAGCAACGGCGAAAUCAUUACUACUAUUUCCGCCACCGUCCCCUUCCCCUCGUCACACCCCACUACCACUCCCGUAAAUUCGAUAGUAGAACUGUUACACCUUCCGAGCCGUCUCCUACCUCCUCCUUCGUCUCCUCCAGCCCACGUCUCGUGCACCACCCCCAAGUCCCAUCUACGCCUGUCAGAAGAAAGCUCACUCGAUCCCAAAUCAGCAGGCCAGCUACAUAUCCCCACAGCAAACAUUAUUUUAUUUGCGGAGAGUGUCUCCCUUGCACUGCACGAUCGGUUUCACAGAUGCGCUCGAAUGGCUCUCUAUUGCAUGAUUUUUAUUGCGACAGGUGCUCUGAUUGCCAGCUUGUUGGUGUUGAUGCUCGUGUGUCGGAGAGCUCGACUAACUGCCAAUGUCGUGCAGGUGCAGGAACGAUUAAAAAACACAAUCGCCAGUGUGUAA